Messenger RNA from Gregarina niphandrodes, 1431 nucleotides. RefSeq names its product WD repeat protein. Lineage: Eukaryota; Apicomplexa; Conoidasida; Eugregarinorida; Gregarinidae. Gene Ontology annotation, molecular function: protein binding. The record is from RefSeq and is a predicted model, not a curated record. Bases 1 to 1431 code for a protein of 476 amino acids. The transcript has 3 exons.
AUGUUGAGUCGGCGUAGUGCAGACGAGUUUACAGGGUUUGAUGACCUGGACGAAGAAAGCGUGGCUGAGUCGCGUGGGUUCGAAGUGGUUUGGUUGGCUGACCAGGACGACAUCAGUACGGCGGUGAAGGAGUGGGUUUCGGAGCGAGACGGAAGCGGGCAGGGUGGGUGCGUGCAGGGGACACAGACGGGUGCGAAGCCUGCGGCGCCGUUGGCUGUGUGGACGGUGGCGGUGACGAGUGACCAUCAGUACCUGGCCUGUGGGUCGAACGGAGGGUUAAUCUUUGUUUGGCAGUUGAAUGAGGGGCCGCAGUUGGAGGAGGAGUUAGAGCAGGAUGUGGCGGCCGAAAAAUCACCGGUGGAGAAACGAAGUAUGUUGCGGCGUGUUGCUACACUAUCGGGACACACGGGGGGUGUGUUGCGGCUGCAGUGGAACACCAGUGUGACGCACCGUGUGCUGCUGAGCAGUGGCUUCGACUCAACCGUGCGGCUCUGGUCCGUCUUCCCUGCGCCUGCGACACUCUGUAUCCUGAAGUGCCCAGCACUACCCGUAGGUGUCUGCUUUGCCGGCGGCGGCGAUGCCGCCGCCGUCGUCACCUGUCUCGACGGCGCCACGCGACUCAUCUCCUUCACUCCGCCGCCCGCCCAGGCCGUGCCUGGUCCGGCCGCCGAUGCACCGCCGUUAGUCAACUGCAAGGUCGACCGUGCCUUCGCCGGCAAGGACGCAGCCACCCACAUGUCCGUCUCGCCCUGCGGCUCCGUCCUCGCCGUCGGUUCCCAGUUCGGCGUAGUUACUCUCAGCGACUUGGGCACUGGCCAGGUCAUCCGCGAAGUACACUGCCGCAAUCACUUCGGCCGCCACAAAACCGGCGAAAAGAUCACCGGGAUCUCCUGGAACUCGAACAGCCGCUAUAUCGCCGUCACCUCCCGCGACGGCCGCAUCCGCAUCAUUGACAUCCAAGACCCCAGUCGCCGCGUGAAACUCAAAGCCCAAAGCGACCCCCGACUGGUCGCCAUUUUCGAUCCUUCGGACCGAUUUGUCUUGGCCGCCGCCGAGAACGGCCACAUCUACGUUUGGGACCUGAUGAAGGCGUGCCGCGAAAAGGUGCAUCGGCGCAGACGCUUUUACUUGGCCCGGAGCUUUUCCAAAUCGGCAUUAUCAGAGGGCGACGCUGUUCCCGAGAAUGGACUGGAAAUAGCUCCGCUGAACGAAGAAUUUAAGCGCGAAACGGCGCACCCUGUCGCCUCCUUCGCUGCACACAAGGGCGUGCCCACCGCGAUGUGCAUGAUGCCCUUUGAAAACUCUACAAUCCCGCCACUCCUGUUUGUAGAGCCGCUCGAGUCAUACUGGGCACCGAGUGCGGAUCUGUCGAAGUGUAUGUCAUCCUACUAUCGAAAUGAUGUAUUGAUGUGCGAUGUAUUACACGAAUGA